Messenger RNA from Xylona heveae TC161, 2202 nucleotides. Its product is annotated as glycoside hydrolase family 76 protein. The record is from RefSeq and is a predicted model, not a curated record. The transcript has a single exon. NCBI's taxonomy places the organism in Eukaryota, Fungi, Ascomycota, Xylonomycetes, Xylonales, Xylonaceae. Bases 217 to 2070 code for a protein of 617 amino acids. Gene Ontology annotation, biological process: carbohydrate metabolic process.
CACGCACCUUGGUUACGAGCAUCAACUCCGCUUGCGCGGUCCUUGAGCGAAAGACAGGCGGAUUAACGAUGCAUAUUUUAGCGUAUCUCGAAUAUUAGGAAUUUCUUAACACGUCCUUGACCUUCUUUAUCGGAUCUUGCUACUCCUAAUUUAACGCUUACGAGAUAUUUAUUACUUUGCGGGGUUGCAUCUGGGGAAGUGGGUCUGGUACCCGACAUGGUAUUCAAGCAACCCUCUGCACAUCGUGGAAGACGACGUUUGACAGCGCUUCUCGCGGUAUCAUUCGGGGUCAUAGCGAGUUAUGCGGAAGGUGGAGAAUCGUCGCGUGUUGUAAACUUCUCCGAUGUCGUGCAAGAUGUUAAAGAAAUCGCACCAGCCGGAGCAGAUUCGAGCAGUGAGCUCCAGAUGCUGAAUCAAGAGCAGGUCUCCAUUAUUUUACCAGCCUCGAGAAAACCAGAAAUCGUCGAAUCAGAGGCCCUUGAUUAUCAGCCACACGAAUCAUUCCCCGAGAUAGAUACUGUCGGGACACUCUCUGCCUUGAUAAAAGCCAUGGAUGUCAUGCAAUCCCAUUUUUUUGAGCUCUGGCAGGGUACAUGGCCAGAUGCCAUAGAUUGGACUGCUGCAGUAAUGGGAACACACGUUUCUGCAUGGCUGCAGACUCUCAGUUCAACACUUUCAGACGAUGUUCUAGGCUCGAGUGCGGCAAAUGCAGCAGCACUGGGGGAUGCUCGAGCGCAUGAGAAUAUAAUAAACCGUUAUUUCACGCAAAUCGGUGCUUUUUAUUUUGGGGAAAAUGCCUUUAGCUUGAGAAACCAGGCUUACGAUGAUAUGCUAUGGGUUGUUCUUGGGUGGCUGCACGCCAUCAAGUUUAUCUAUCAUCAUUCUUCACUCCAUUAUCAAGGCCAGUAUUCCGGGCCAGGUUCUUUUAACUCAACCGGCUGGUACGGUGCCCAAUUUAUCCCAUCAUUUGCUCAUCGUGCACGCGUCUUCUAUGAUUUGGCGUCGCAGGGUUGGGAUACAUCACUUUGUGGUGGCGGAAUGAUUUGGUCUCCCUAUCUUACGCCAUACAAAAAUGCUAUUACCAAUGAGCUUUUCAUAUCAGCAUCGGUGAGCAUGUAUCUCUACUUUCCAGGGGAUAAUAAUCCUUCACCUUUUGCGUCAGAGCUGCCUCAAGGAAGCCCUCGUCCCGCAAAACCUCAUGAUCCGGACUAUCUCAACUCGGCAAUUGAUGCAUAUGACUGGCUUAAACGAAGUAAUAUGACGAACGAGAAAGGAUUAUUUGUUGAUGGUUUUCACAUACGAGGCUGGGGGCAUGGAAGCAACCGCACUGGAACCGGAAAAUGCGAUGUAAGGAACGAGAUGGUGUAUACAUAUAAUCAAGGCGUACUCCUUUCUGGUCUAAGAGGCCUCUGGGAGGCCACGGGAGCCACAAGCUAUUUGGAAGAUGGACACAGACUUGUCCGAAAUGUCAUCGUUGCAACUGGAUUCCAAGAACCGUCAGGUAUCGAGAACGAUGGCAAAUGGGCUGGCCUGGGUCGCAACGGCAUACUCGAGGAUAUUUGCGACGCUGCUGGCUCGUGUUCGCAAAAUGGACAGACAUUCAAAGGCAUAUUCUUCCACCACUUGACUCUCUUCUGCGCUCCGCUUCCACCCGAACCGGAGAUCCCUGGAAUAAGCUUUGCGGCCUCGAAAGAACUGAGAGCUCUGCAUCGGCGCAGCUGCGCAGACUAUGGUCCCUGGAUCGCCAGGAAUGCUCGGGCUGCUCUUGGCACAAGAGAUAAGGAUGGUGAAUUUGGUAUGUGGUGGGGCCACGAAGCAUCAUCAGAAGCUGAAAGCCUUCCAGAGGGAAGCGUUGACUAUCGAAAUCUUGGAAUACCAGCUGAACCUUUAUGGCAAGGAACUAACGGCAGGUUUCUGCAACACCAGAACCCCCGUCCAAGGUCCUUGAAAAUGGAAAAUCUUCGCAGUCAACGCGAUGUCAAUGAUAGAGGUCGUGGUCGGACGGUUGAAACUCAAGGAGGAGGUGUUUCCGUGCUCCGCGCCCUUUGGGAGAUUGUCGAGUCUCAAUAAAUGAUUUUUGGUUACAUUCUAUUUUAUUUAUAUGAUUACAGUUUGGGAUAAAAUUUUUGGUGCCUACUUGUACAUAGUCCUUAUCCUCUUUAAAAAGAAAUAUUCGAUGUUCCAUUUUCCUUUUUCAGGCAC